Molecule: messenger RNA, 3631 nt
Organism: Elaeis guineensis (African oil palm)
Lineage: Eukaryota; Viridiplantae; Streptophyta; Magnoliopsida; Arecales; Arecaceae
Biological process (GO): protein phosphorylation
Molecular function (GO): ATP binding; protein binding; protein kinase activity
Source: RefSeq, a predicted model, not a curated record
CAACCCAUCUCUAUCCAAAAAUCCAGUGAGAAUUUAGAUGGCGCCAAGGUCCAAAUCUCCGUCCAUCCGAGCCUUCCCCACCAAUGUCCCUCCUCUCAUCUGCUUGCUUACCCUCCUCCUUUCCUCGUCUCUCCUUCCCGGAUCCACGUCCCAAAGUACAUCGCCGGAAGACGAGAAACAAACUCUCCUAAAGAUAAAGGCCGGCUGGGGAAACCCUCCUGCUCUUGGCUCUUGGAGUAACUCCGGUACCCGCGACCACUGCGACUGGGCCGGAAUCCUCUGCACUAAUGGCUCCAUUACUGAAAUAUCGCUCCCGGCACAAAAUAUCACAGGACCGAUUCCUCCGGCCAUUUGUGACCUCAAAAACCUUUUUAUUCUCGAUCUCCCUUAUAACGAUCUCUCAGGACCUUUCCCAAUUACCCUCUACAACUGCACCAAUCUCGAGUACCUGGACAUCUCUCAGAACCUCUUCGUCGGCGAGAUCCCUGCCGAUAUCUACCGAAUGUCUUCCCGUCUCGCCCAUCUCAACCUGUCUCAUAAUAACUUCACCGGCGAAAUCCCCCCCUCGAUGGGUCGGCUUGCGGCUCUCCGGUCGUUGCGACUCGACAACAAUCUCUUCAACAGCUCGUUCCCAGCUGAGCUGGGCAACCUUUCCGCUCUGGAGACCCUCACUCUCGCAUGGAAUCCCUUCACCCCCACGAGACUUCCUCCAGAAUUCGGGAAGCUGACCAAAUUGAGCUUCUUUUGGAUGACAAGAACGAAUAUUUUUGGUGAGAUCCCGGAGUCUUUCGGGAAUUUGGUGGAAUUGGAGCAGCUAGAUUUGGCGUGGAAUUCUCUCAAUGGAACAAUUCCCGGCUGGAUCUGGGAGCUGGAGAAGCUAAAGUACCUCUAUCUAUACACCAACAAAUUCUCCGGCGAGAUCAAUGGGACGAUCAGAGCCUUCAAUUUGGUCCAGCUCGACAUCUCCAUGAACCAGCUGACCGGAUCCAUACCGGAGGAUAUAGGAAAGCUCAAGAAUCUCUCUCUUCUAUUCAUGUACUACAAUCGCUUGUCUGGUGAGAUUCCGGCAAGCAUCGGAUUGCUCCCCAACCUGCAAGACAUCCGACUCUUCAGCAACAAUCUCACAGGGGUUUUGCCACCGGAAUUUGGGAAGCACUCCCCACUGUGGAAUUUCGAAGUCCAGUGGAACAGCAUUUCCAGCAAGUUGCCGGAGUAUCUCUGCGCCGGCAAGGCUCUGACCUCGCUGAACGUGUUCGACAACAACUUAACCGGUGAGGUGCCGGCGUCCCUCGGCGACUGCUCGACGCUGGAUAACAUUCAGCUCUACCGGAACGCAUUCUCCGGCGACUUCCCCGCCGGAAUCUGGUCGGCCGUUAACCUGACCACCGUCCUCAUCCACGAUAAUGCACUUUCCGGCACUCUUCCAGACGAGCUCCCAUGGAAUCUAACCCGAUUGGAAAUGCAAAACAAUAGAUUCACCGGCAAGAUCCCAUCGACCGCGAAGAAUCUGGCGGUGUUCAAGGCGAGCAACAACUUGUUCACUGGCGAGAUCCCGGCAACACUAGCUGGUAUAUCCCGGCUCCAGAUGCUCUCCCUCGGCGGAAACCAGAUCUCGGGAUCGAUCCCGCCAGCGGUCUCGGCAUGGACGUCCCUCAACGUCCUCAACCUUAGCGACAACCGGCUCUCUGGUGAGAUCCCGGCAGCGCUCGGAUCGCUCCCGGUGCUGACCUCCCUCGACCUCUCCGGCAACCAGCUCUCCGGCGAGAUCCCCCGGGCGAUCGGCAAACUGACGCUCAACUUCCUCAACCUCUCCUCGAACCAGCUCUCCGGAGAGAUCCCGGCCUCGCUGCAGAACCAAGCGUACGACCGUAGCUUUCUGGCCAAUUCCGGCCUCUGCUCCUCCUCCAACUCCAUCAAGGAUCUCCGCCAGUGUGGAUACCAAUCGAAAGGCUCCGAUAAGCUCUCCAAGGGACUCCUCGUCCUCUUUCUGGUCCUCGGCGCAGCCUUCUUAUUGGCCGUGGUCGCGAUAGGUUACUCGAUGGUGAGAGAGCACCGUCGGAGGAAGAUGGACGGUGAUGAUAUCGACUCGUGGAAGCUCACGUCAUUCCACGCUCUGGAUUUCACGGAGCACAACGUUGUCCCUAAGCUCACCGAGAGCAAUUCGAUCGGGAGCGGUGGAUCAGGGAUGGUCUACCGUGUCGUCCUCCGAGAUCGUGCAGAGGAGAUCGUGGCCGUCAAAAAGAUAUGGAACAACAGAAAGCUGGACGCUAAGCUGGAAAAGCAGUUCCAGGCAGAAGUUGACAUCCUGGGUUCCAUCCGGCACGGCAAUAUUGUGAAGCUCUUGUGCUGCAUCUCAAAUGACGACUCCAAAUUGCUCGUGUACGAAUACAUGGAGAAUGGAAGCCUGAACCAGUGGCUGCACAGGUUGCAGAGAACGGAAGAUGGCCAGGAGCGUUCUAAUCCGUUGGAUUGGCCGACAAGGCUGGGGAUUGCGAUCGGAGCAGCACGGGGUCUUUGCUAUAUGCAUCAUGACUGCUCUCCACCCAUCGUACAUCGAGAUGUGAAGUCCAGCAACAUACUACUGGAUGCAGAAUUUGGUGCCAAGAUCGCAGACUUCGGUCUGGCUCGGAUGCUGGCUAAAGGCGGCGAGCCCGAAAGUGUGUCAGUUAUAGCAGGCUCUUUCGGAUAUAUGGCUCCAGAGUGUGGACACUUGAGGAAGGUCAAUCAGAAGGUGGACGUAUUCAGUUUUGGGGUGGUUCUUUUGGAGCUGGUAACCGGAAGGGGAGCCAAUGUUGGGGGUGAGGAUGAAUGCCUGACAGAAUGGGCAUGGCGCUAUUACCAAGAGGGUGGUGGGUUGAUUGAUAUCAUAGAUACGGAGAUUCGAGAUCCUGUGCUUUACUUGGAUGAGAUGGAGGUGGUGUUCAGGCUAGGCCUAUUCUGCACAGCGAAAGUGCCUUCAAGCAGGCCUUCAAUGAAAGAGGUGUUACAAGUCCUAGCAAAGUGUGAUAAAAGGCUGGGGCCUCAAAAUACGCUUCACGAUGCGGCUCCUCUUCUACAAACCAAAAAGGGUAGCCGGCGUAAAAGCCGGUCAGAUGCAAGCGAAAGAGAAGAUCACGUUUAUUUGGCAGAUCUAGUUUAGGUGAGACUGCUUCACAUCUUGUUCUGCACAGCAUUUGAGAAUCCAGGUCCUCUCACUUUGUACAUGAAUUGAAGAGAUCUACGUUAUAUAUCGCGCAAAGGGCGGGUUUAGGGAUAGGGGGAGGCAUGUCCCAAGCAUGGUUUCUCUGUGCCGGGGGCGUUAUACUCUUCACGUUGGCCAGCACGAGUACAUAGUUAUACUGAUGUAACGAGGUGAUCUAACGACCAUGCAAGCAGGGAGGAACCAUACAGCAUGGUCAAUCCUAUCCAAUUAAUCACCCCCUUAAUAUGAUCAAAUGAAUGGUGGAUGAUUGAACAUUACCUCCCAGUGAGUGGAGAAGAUCUAAACCACAUGGAAGACACCCUCAACCUAUAAGAUGAGCAGCCGCUACGGGCAGUUUAACACUUGCUCAAAGGAAUAUGCUAUCUUCACAUGUAUUAAUGCUGCAAAAUUAUUUGCUUAUAUAUAUGUGCUCAUGAUUUAUCCUCCAAA